Messenger RNA from Colius striatus (speckled mousebird), 3823 nucleotides. RefSeq names its product eukaryotic translation initiation factor 2B subunit epsilon (gene EIF2B5). Gene Ontology annotation, cellular component: eukaryotic translation initiation factor 2B complex. Bases 1 to 2127 code for a protein of 708 amino acids. NCBI's taxonomy places the organism in Eukaryota, Metazoa, Chordata, Aves, Coliiformes, Coliidae. Gene Ontology annotation, biological process: biosynthetic process. The record is from RefSeq and is a predicted model, not a curated record. The transcript is spliced from 16 exons. Gene Ontology annotation, molecular function: guanyl-nucleotide exchange factor activity; translation initiation factor binding; translation initiation factor activity.
AUGGCGGCGCGCGGCGCGGCGAGGCGCGGGGCUGGCGCGGCUCCGGCCCGCGGGGCCGACCCGCAGCAGGAGCCGCCGCCCCCGCUCCAGGCCGUGCUGGUCGCCGACAGCUUCAACCGCCGCUUCUUCCCUAUCUCCAAAGACAGGCCGCGGGCUCUUUUACCUAUGGCAAAUGUGGCCAUGAUUGACUAUACCUUGGAGUUCCUCACAGCAACUGGAGUAGAAGAAACCUUUGUUUUCUGCUGUUGGAAGUCAGCUGAGAUAAAAGAGCAUUUACAAAAGUCCAAGUGGUGCCGUCCCAGCUCUCCCAACACGGUGCGCUUCGUCAGCUCGGACCUGUACCGCUCCCUUGGCGACGUGCUGCGAGACGUCGACGCCAAGUCCCUUGUUCGUUCCGACUUCAUUCUUGUCACCGGAGACGUGGUGUCCAAUUUCAAUAUAUCCAAAGCCCUGGAGGAGCACAAGUUGCGUCGGAAGAUGGAAAAGAAUGUUUCUGUGAUGACGAUGAUAUUCAAGGAGUCCUCACCUGGGCACCAUGCCAGGUGCAAAGAGGAUGACAUUGUUAUUGCUAUGGACAGUGCCACAAACCGUGUCCUUCACUACCAGAGAACCCAGGGGCUGAAACGCUUCCGCUUUCCUAUGAGUCUGUUCCAGAAUUCUAUUGAGAACGUUGAGGUGCGCCAUGACUUGCUGGAUUGUCAUAUCAGCAUCUGCUCUCCACAGGUGGCUGAGCUCUUCACAGACAAUUUUGACUACCAGACACGGGAUGACUUUGUGCGUGGUCUGUUGGUGAAUGAGGAGGUCCUGGGGAACCAGAUCCAUAUGCAUGUAACGACAGAAGAGUACGGAGCCCACAUAUGCAACCUGCUCAUGUACGAAGCCGUGUGCUCCGACAUCAUCCGCCGCUGGGUUUAUCCUUUGACUCCGGAGAUGAACUUCACAGAUGACAAGAAUCAGAGUUACACCCACUCUAAACACAACAUUUACCGGGGAGUGGAUGUCAGCCUGGGCCACGGCAGCGUGCUGGAGGAGAACGUGCUCAUCGGGCAGGGAACGGUCAUCGGCAGCAACUGCCGUAUCACCAACAGCGUCAUUGGGCAGCACUGUAGGAUAGGUGAUAAAGUCAAUUUGGACGGAGCUUUUCUCUGGGACAAAGUGCAUGUAGCAGAUAACGUGGAGAUCUGCCAUUCUGUUGUCUGUGAUGAAGCUGAAGUGAAGGAGAAAGUAAAGCUGAAGCCCCACUGCGUCCUCUCUUCUCGGGUAGUAGUAGGUCCUGGCAUCACGCUUUCUGAGGGCACAGUGAUCUCUCUGCACCCACCAGAUGAAGAGGAAGAGGAUGAUGACCAGUUCAGUGAUGAUUCUGGUGUGAACAAGGAGGAAAGCGAAGUGAAAGUGAAAGGAUACAAUAAAAAGGAUAUAGGCUCAGAGGGCAGAGGCUAUCUCUGGAAAGCAGAUGACAAGAAUGAAGAGGAUGAAGAAGAGCAGAGACAAAGCCUAUGGGGCCCAGCUAUGCAUUCAGAGGAAGAGAGCGAGUCAGACAGUGACCUGAGCAUGGGCUCUGAGGAGCCAGACAGUCGAGCAGCAUCUCCUCAGCUAGAUGACAUCAAAGUUUUCCAGAAUGAGGUUCUGGGUACGUUACAGAGGGGUGAAGAAGAAAAUAUUUCCUGUGAUAACCUGGUCCUGGAAAUCAACUCUCUCAAGUAUGCAUAUAACAUUGGCCUGAAGGAGAUGAUGCAGGUGCUCAGCAAAGUGAUCCUGGAGUUCCCACUGCAGCAGCUGGAUGCAAACCUGGACUCCCAGAACUAUUUUUCAGCAUUACUUCCUCUGUUGAAGAAUUGGACCCCAUUGUUUAAGAACUACAUAAAACGGGCGUCAGAUCACUUGAAUGCCUUAUUUGCCAUUGAGGAAUUCUUCCUGGAACAUGACAGUCUCUGCACAUCAAUAGCUAAAGUGUUGAUGACAUUUUACCAGCUGGAAAUCCUGGAAGAAGAUGUAAUUCUCAAUUGGUUUUCUUUGAGGGACACGUCUGACAAGGGAAAGCAGCUUCGUAAAAACCAGCGACUCCAGAAGUUUAUCCAGUGGCUGGAGGAGGCAGAGGAAGAGUCGUCUGAUGGCGACCAAGCCUGACGUGGUGGCUCAGCGUGAGAAGAGGCACUCUCACUGCCUUCCCAGGCCGAGUGGGCAGGGCAAGAUCUGUGCCAGUGCAUGGUGUGUAGAUGUGGGGCCUGACAUCAAAGUGACUGACAAUCCCAAUUAUUAAUGAAGUUGUGUGUUCCCAACUUUUACUACUUCCCUUCUUCCCUCAGUUGCCCAGUGGCACCUGAUGUUGGAUGGUUGCAGCCCAGUGUAAAAAACAUAAGGGAAAAGCAAGAGGUGGUGAUACCUCUGGAGCAUGGAUGUGAUGCAGUAUAAGCUAUUUUGUGGGAGGUGCUUGUUACUGAUACAAAAGGGAGCAAAUAGAUGGAAAUGCAUACAAUGCCCUUAUAAAUCUAACCAUUGGGGUUAUGGAAGAAUGGUCAUACAGCUAAGUCAUUUGGAGUCAUUGUCGCUUCUGGAGCGAAGAGAAGUCCUGCUGAAGAGACACUGGCAAGGUUGGCGGGUAGGAGCUUGUGUGUUAGGAUCUGGAGUACAGAACUGGGAUUCAGGAGUUCCUGUGCCUGGAGAAGAUGCACUUGUCUGAGGAUGCCCAAGGCAUUUUGCAGCCUAGAAGGCACUUCUGUGAUCUUUGCAAAAUGGAAAAUCUUGCCAUCUGCUGUGCUAGGAUCUAACACGAGGUUACACAAUGGAGUAGGUAAAACCACGUUUCCCCCGUUCUGUAGAACGGGAUAAUAGGUGCUUGGUUCCCUCCACGGCGUUUGGCUAACAGUGGGUGUGCACUGGCCAGUGAAAUCCUCUGUGGAUCACUACAUCUUAGAUGUGAUCUAUCUUCUGUAUGUCCCCAGCUUAGCAGAUAUGCUUUAGAAAGGUGUCUGUUUAUUUUUGUAUCAAAAGGGAGCAGAGGUGCCUGGCUCGUGCUGCACCAGCUACACUGGUGUUUUGCUCUGGGGGCACCGCUGGCAGCAGCUGCUUUAAGGAGGCUGCAGGUUCCCAAGUUCUCCAGUGUGAAAAGGAGCGAAUGGUAUUUCCUUUGACAGCACGUGUGUUGUGUUUCCACAUGAUUUCAGUUACACAAGCUUGCUUCAUGUCCUUUUAUCUAUUGAAACAUUUCCCUUUCCUCAGACAGCAGGGAAAGUGCUGCAAACCCACUGUGAAGUUCAGCAGCCGCAGAGUGACUCUGUGUGCAGCAGGGAAUGAUGGUGCCUCUGGCACUUGGUUGCCAGCACAAACAAUGUGUGGCAGCAAUAAGACCUUUAAGAACAGCUUUCUCAGAAAGGUCCUUGUGCUGUGUUCUUCCCUGCUCUCAAAGAACAGAGCAAAAAAGGCCCAGGGAGGAUCGGUUUGUGUUUGUAGGUGGGUUAUUUGUUGGAUGUGCUGACCUUGCCUCUGCCCCUUCAGGAGGAGCAUGGAAUAAAUCCUUUGGGGAGGAAAAUGCACUGGAGCUGCCCACUCAGGAUCUUCACUUGGCUGUUCCAUGGUGCCACAAUUGUCAGUGAGAGGAUGAGGUUGGAGGCUGGAGACCAGGAAUGCUGCCUCUUAAAACUGAUGUUCAGGCAGGGUGACCUUGUGCACUCACACUAUCAGUUGCCAGGACUGUGCAUAAGUGUGCUUGUUUUCUGACAUUGCAAACUCAGACUUGUAAAUGUUGGGGAAAUAGCUGGUAUCUGGAUUUUCUGUAUCUGCCAAUAUUUAAUUCAGGGAGCAAAUAAAACCUAUCCUGGUGUUA